AUGGCCAAGAGCAAGAAUCAUAGUACUCAUCAUCAAAACCGUAAAAAUCACCGUAAUGGUAUUCGCAGACCACCGAAGCAGCGAUUUCCAUCUUUGAAAGGAGUUGACCCCAAGUUUUUAAGAAACAUGCGUUUCGCUAAGAAACACAACAAGAAGGUCCGCGCUACUCCUGUCACCACUGCUCCUCCUGCCACCAACACCCCUGUCGCAGCUGAAAAGUCUUAA
Messenger RNA from Rodentolepis nana, 225 nucleotides. NCBI's taxonomy places the organism in Eukaryota, Metazoa, Platyhelminthes, Cestoda, Cyclophyllidea, Hymenolepididae. The record is from the annotation of a GenBank genome assembly.